CCAAUAGAAUUCCCAGUAGCCAAUAAGGGACCAUAAAAUGAAAAGGAAAUAAAAAAUAGAGUAAGGUUUAUUUAAGGUUAAAGGUCAGGGACCAUUCAUGAAUUUGAUUCCUCAAAAAUCAUUUAUAAAUCAUAGCCUCACCUCCGGGGUCUGCACUUCAAGAACUUCAUGGGUAAAACUAUUAGUAGCUGCCUUUUACCAGCUUUAAUAUCUUGUUUUUACUUGCAGCUGCAGUUUGGCACUGCUUCAGACACUAUAAGAGCAUCAGAAUCCAUCAAAGACCCUGAAUUUAUAAUCUCCCAGGGUGGAGUUUUCCGAUUGGGAUUCUUCAGCUUUGCUAAUUCCACCAAUCGUUAUGUAGGUAUAUUGUACAACCAAAUCCCCGUACAAACAGUUGUGUGGGUGGCAAAUAGAAACAGGCCUCUCAAAGUCUCUUCUGGGAUUCUCACCAUAUCAGAUGAUGGCAACCUUGUUGUUUUGAAUGGAAAAGCUGAGAUUCUUUGGUCAACAAAUGUUACGAAUCUGAUUCCUAAUGCAACAACUGCACAGCUUUUAGACUCUGGAAAUCUUGUCCUCAAUAACGGCGACAAUGGAGGAAGCAGCAGCUUAUGGGAGAGUUUUCAACACCCUUCUAAUGCAUUCCUUCAAACUAUGAAGUUGGGCGUUGAUUUAAAAACGGGUCGUAAGGUGCGUACGAGAUCAUGGAAAGGCCCUGAUGAUCCAUCUGAUGGUAACUUUUCUCUAGGCCUUGAACCUUUCAACAUCCCAGAGGGUGUCAUUCGGAACAAUAACCAGAUAUAUUUUCGGACUGGCCCAUGGAAUGGCCAUAUCUAUAUUGGUUUAAAAGAUAUGAAUACCGUUUAUCUUGAUGGGUUUUAUGUGGUUGCAGAUGAUGAAGGAAAAAAUUACUAUGAAACUUACGAAUAUUCUAAUAAGUCUAUGUUGAUAUACUAUGAAUUAGAUUAUGAAGGAAGAUUUGUUGGACGAAACUGGGAUGCGGGGACAGGGGACUGGAUAAAUAGUUACCUAAUUCUUCAAACAGAUUGUGAUUUUUAUGGAAAGUGUGGGGCAUUCGGAAUCUGUGAUCGAACGAAACGACCCAUUUGCAGUUGCUCAAAGGGAUUUAAGCCUAGGAAUGCAGAGGAAUGGAUUAGAGGUAAUUGGAGUAGUGGGUGUUUUAGGACUACCCCUUUGCAGUGCCAAAGAGAUAACAACAAUGGCAGUGGAGGAGCAGGGCAAAGUGAUGAUGGGUUUUUGAAGCUCAAGACGAUGAAAGUACCGGCUUUUCCAGACCAGUCAUCAAUAAUUAAAGGCGAAUGCAAAGAUCAAUGCAUGAAGAAUUGUUCGUGCGUGGCUUAUGCGUAUGAUGCUGGUAUUGGUUGCAUGUUAUGGAGUGGAGAUUUGAUUGAUGUCCAGAAAUUCCCCACUCGCGGAGUCGAUAUUUACAUUCGUCUGUCAUCCUCGGAACUUGAUAAAGGCAAAAGUACUAAGGUCAUUGCAAUUACAACAGUAAUUGCGGGCAUAGUGGUUAUUACAAUUUCUGCACUCUUCCUAUGGUGUGGGAUGGUUAAACAAAGAGGAAGGAAUAAAAGACACAAACAGAUCAAACACAAAUCUUAUAGUGAAAAUGUUGGAGAAAGUUCAAUCGGUGUUAAACUCAAGCAGCUUCCACUAUUCAAUUUCGAACAACUUGCCACCGCGACCAACAACUUCCAUCCUGCAAAAAAGCUAGGGCAGGGUGGUUUUGGUCCAGUUUACAAGGGAACAUUAGAUGAUGGAAAAGAAAUAGCAGUGAAGAGAUUGUCGAAAGCUUCGGGGCAAGGAUUGGAAGAAUUUAUGAACGAAGUGGUGGUUAUUUCAAAGCUCCAACAUCGAAAUCUGGUUAGAUUAUUUGGGUGUUGUGUUGAAGCAGAAGAGAAGAUGCUCGUCUAUGAGUUCCUGCCCAAUAAAAGUUUGGACGCUUUUUUAUUUGAUCCUGUUAAACAAAGACUUUUGGAUUGGAGAAAACGCUUCAACAUUAUUGAAGGAAUCAGUCGAGGAUUGCUUUAUCUUCAUAGAGAUUCAAGAUUGAGGAUUAUACAUAGAGAUUUAAAAGCAAGUAAUGUUUUACUUGACCAAGAUUUAAAUCCAAAAAUUUCAGAUUUUGGGAUGGCUAGAAUCUUUGGAGGUGAUGAAAAUCAAGCCAAUACUAAAAGAGUUGUUGGAACUUAUGGUUAUAUGUCUCCUGAGUAUGCAAUGCUAGGGCAAUUUUCAGAAAAAUCAGAUGUGUUCAGCUAUGGAGUUCUACUACUAGAGAUUGUUAGUGGAAGAAGAAACACAAGCUUUUACAACAAUAAGGAUGACCUUAGCCUCUUGGGAUAUGCAUGGAAAUUAUGGAGGGAAGGCAAUAUUUGGGGCUUAGUAGACAAAGUGAUUGCAGAGUCGAAAUCAGAUUCAAAUAAUGAAAAAGAAAUAUGGAGAUGCAUACAUGUUGGAUUGCUAUGCGUUCAAGAAUAUACUAAAGAUAGGCCCACUAUAUCUACUGUUAUUUCAAUGCUUAAUAGUGAGAUUUCAGAUCUUAACACUCCAAAGCAACCUGCUUUCACUCAAGCACCACUAAUAAGCCAUGAUGUUGAAGAUAAAGGUUCACUUAAUGAUGUAACUCUUACAAACCUUGAUGUUACUAUUGUUUGUUUUUACUUCCAAUUUGGCACUGCUUUAGACACCGUAACACCAUCAGAAUCCAUCAAAGACCCUGAAUUUAUAAUCUCCCAGGGUGGAGUUUUCCGAUUGGGAUUCUUCAGCUUUGCUAAUUCCACCAAUCGUUAUGUAGGGAUAUUGUACAAUCAAAUCCCCGUACAAACAGUGGUAUGGGUAGCAAACAGAAACAAGCCUCUCAAAGACUCUUCCGGGAUUCUUAACAUAUCAGAUGAUGGUAACCUUGUUGUUUUGAAUGGAAAAGCUGAGAUUCUUUGGUCAUCAAAUAUUACGAAUUUGGUUCCUAAUGCAACAACUGCCCAUCUUUUAGACUCUGGAAACCUUGUCCUUAGUAAUGGUGAGGAUGGAGCAAGCAGCUUAUGGGAGAGUUUUAAAGAUGCUUCCAAUGCCUUCAUUGAAACUAUGAAGAUCGGCACUGAUGUUCAAAGGGGUCUUAAAGUGGAGCUGAAAUCAUGGAAAAGCAUUGAUGAUCCAUCUGAUGGUAGCUUUUCUUUUGGCUUUGAACCUUUCAAUAUCCCAGAGCUUGUCAUUAGGAACAAUAACAAGCUCUAUUUUCGGAGUGGUCCAUGGAAUGGGAAUAUCUUUAUUGCCACAAUUAUGAAGACCGUUUAUAUUGAUGGGUUUCAUGUUGUUGCAGAUAAUCAACGACAAGUGUACUAUAUCACUCAUGAGUAUUCUAGGUUGAAGUACUAUGAACUGGAUUCCCAAGGAAAAUUGGUUGAACGGACAUGGGAUGCGGGGAAAGGGGACUGGAUAAACAUGUACUUUACUUCUCAAACAGAAUCUUGUGUUUAUGGACAGUGUGGGGCAUUUGGGAUGUGCGAUCUAACGAAACAACCCAUUUGCAGUUGCUUAAAGGGGUUUAAGCCUAGGAAUAUAGAGGAAUGGAGUAGAGGUAAUUGGAGUAGUGGAUGUUUUAGGACUACCCCUUUACAAUGCCAAAGGGAUAAGAACAAUGGCAGUGAAGCAGGCCAAGGAGAUGUUGAUGGGUUUUUGAAGCUGAAGAUGAUGAAAGUGCCGGCUUUUCCAGACCUGUCAUCAAUAAAUAACGGCGAAUGCAAAGAUCAAUGCCUGAAGAACUGUUCGUGCGUGGCUUAUGCGUAUGAUGCUGGCAUUGGUUGCAUGUUUUGGAGUGGAGAUUUGAUUGAUAUGCAGAAAUUCUCCACUCGCGGAGUCGAUCUUUACAUUCGUCUACCAUCUUCGGAGCUCGAUAAAGGAAAAAGCAAUAAAGUUAUUGUUAUUACAGCAGCAAUUGUGGGUAUAGUAACCAUUACGAUUAUUAUACUCUUCUUAUGGUGUUGGAUGGCUAAAAGAAGAGGAAGGAAACAAAAACACAAACAGAUCGAACUCCAACUCAACAAAGGAAAUGCAAUGACAAAAUUUUCCAGUAAUGUGGGAGAAAAUUCAAUCGGAGCUAAACUCCGGCAGCUACGGCUAUUCAAUUUCGAAGAACUCGCCACCGCGACGUGCAACUUCGAUCACGCAAAUAAGCUAGGGCAGGGUGGUUUCGGUCCAGUUUAUAGGGGAACAUUAGGUGAUGAAAAGGAAAUAGCUGUGAAGAGAUUAUCAAAAGCUUCAGUGCAAGGAUUGGAAGAAUUUAUGAACGAAGUGGAGGUGAUUUCUAAGCUUCAACAUCGAAAUCUGGUCAAAUUGCUUGGGUGUUGUGUUGAAGCUGAAGAGAAGAUGCUCGUUUACGAGUAUAUGCCCAACAAAAGUUUGGACGCUUUUGUCUUUGAUCCAAUUAAACAGAAAGUCUUGGAUUGGAGAAAACGCUUUAACAUUAUUAAAGGGAUUAGUCGAGGAUUACUUUAUCUUCAUAGAGAUUCAAGACUGAAGAUUAUACACAGAGAUCUAAAAGCAAGUAAUGUUUUACUCGAUCAGGAGCUAAAUCCAAAAAUUUCAGAUUUUGGGAUGGCCAAAAUUUUCGGAGGAGAUGAAAAUCAAGCCAUCACCAAAAGGAUUGUUGGAACUUAGCCUGGAAAUUAUGGAACGAAGGCAACAUUUGGGGCUUAGUAGAUAAGGUGAUUUCAGAGUCGAAAUCAGAUUCAAAGAAUGAGAAAGAAAUAUGGAGAUGCAUACAUGUUGGAUUACUAUGCGUUCA
Messenger RNA from Gossypium arboreum, 4798 nucleotides. Its product is annotated as G-type lectin S-receptor-like serine/threonine-protein kinase At1g11330. Gene Ontology annotation, biological process: protein phosphorylation; recognition of pollen. Gene Ontology annotation, molecular function: protein kinase activity; ATP binding. NCBI's taxonomy places the organism in Eukaryota, Viridiplantae, Streptophyta, Magnoliopsida, Malvales, Malvaceae. The transcript is spliced from 13 exons. The record is from RefSeq and is a predicted model, not a curated record. The coding region runs from base 169 to 4671 and encodes 1500 amino acids.